Messenger RNA from Tinamus guttatus (white-throated tinamou), 4952 nucleotides. Lineage: Eukaryota; Metazoa; Chordata; Aves; Tinamiformes; Tinamidae. The record is from RefSeq and is a predicted model, not a curated record.
AUGCGGGGAGGGGGGCUGCGAGGGCAGCGGUGCAGACACUGGCGGGACAUCUCCGUCUUCCCGGACGGAGCGGCCUUCCUGGGCGGAGACAAACACCAUGAUGCUGCUCACGAAAUUAUUGAGACAAUUCGAUGGGUCUGUGAAGAAAUCCCAGAUCUCAAGCUUGCUAUGGAAAACUAUGUUUUAAUUGACUAUGAUACAAAAAGCUUUGAAAGCAUGCAGAGGCUUUGUGACAAAUACAACCGAGCCAUUGAUAGCAUUCAUCAGCUGUGGAAGGGAACCACCCAGCCUAUGAAACUCAACACUCGUCCCUCCAACGGGCUCCUCCGUCAUAUCCUGCAGCAAGUGUACAACCACUCGGUGACCGAUCCAGAGAAACUCAACAACUACGAGCCCUUUUCCCCAGAGGUUUACGGAGAAACUUCCUUUGACUUAGUGGCCCAAAUGAUAGAUGAAAUUAAAAUGACAGAAGAUGAUUUGUUUGUGGACUUGGGCAGUGGUGUGGGCCAGGUGGUGCUUCAGGUGGCUGCGGCCACCAACUGCAAACAUCACUACGGUGUGGAGAAAGCUGAUAUUCCAGCCAAAUACGCUGAGACGAUGGACAGAGAGUUCAGAAAGUGGAUGAAAUGGUAUGGGAAAAAACAUGCAGAAUACACACUGGAAAGAGGUGACUUCCUGUCAGAAGAAUGGAGAGAGAGAAUUGCAAACACAAGUGUAAUUUUUGUGAAUAACUUUGCCUUUGGUCCUGAGGUGGAUCACCAACUGAAGGAGCGCUUUGCAAACAUGAAGGAAGGUGGGAGAAUUGUGUCCUCAAAACCUUUUGCACCUCUGAAUUUUAGAAUAAACAGUCGAAACUUGAGUGAUAUUGGCACUAUAAUGAGAGUUGUGGAGCUGUCACCACUGAAAGGGUCUGUGUCGUGGACCGGGAAACCAGUUUCUUACUACCUGCAUACUAUUGACCGAACCAUACUUGAAAACUACUUUUCUAGUCUCAAAAAUCCAAAACUCAGGGAGGAACAAGAGGCAGCUAGACGUCGUCAACAAAGAGAAAAUAAGAGUAACACAACUACUCCAACGAAGGUUCAAGAAAACAAGGAUUCUGGUGCUGAAGAAGAAAAAGCUGGGGCAAAUUCUGUUAAAAAGCCAUCUCCCUCCAAAGCACGUAAGAAAAAGCUGAGUAAAAAAGGAAGGAAAAUGGCAGGCAGGAAACGAGGACGUCCCAAGAAAAUGAACACUGCAAAUACAGAGCGCAAGACCAAGAAGAACCAAACUGCACUAGAACUUCUGCAUGCUCAAACUGUGUCGCAAACAUCUUCAUCCUCUCCUCAGGAUGCAUACAAGUCACCUCAUAGUCCAUAUUACCAACUACCUCCUAAAGUGCAACGGCAUUCAUCUAAUCAGCUACUGGUGACACCCACCCCACCCGCACUACAGAAGCUGCUAGACUCUUUUAAGAUCCAGUACAUGCAGUUCAUGGCAUACAUGAAAACUCCUCAGUAUAAAGCAAGUCUGCAACAGUUACUGGAGCAGGAAAAGGAGAAAAAUGCCCAGCUACUGGGGACUGCACAGCAGUUAUUCACCCACUGCCAGGCGCAGAAAGAGGAAAUAAAACGUCUUUUUCAACAGAAACUUGAUGAGUUGGGAGUUAAAGCUCUGACAUACAAUGACCUGAUUCAGGCUCAGAAGGAAAUCUCCGCUCACAAUCAGCAACUGAAAGAACAGACAAAACAGCUGGAGAAGGAUAACAGCGAACUCAGGAACCAGAGCUUACAGCUGCUGAAGGCGAGGUGUGAAGAACUGAAGCUGGAUUGGUCUACACUGUCACUGGAGAACUUGCUGAAGGAGAAGCAGGCAUUGAAGAACCAAAUUUCUGAGAAACAAAAGCACUGUUUGGAGUUGCAGAUCAGCAUUGUGGAACUUGAGAAAAGUCAAAGACAGCAGGAGCUCAUGCAGCUGAAAUCGUAUACGCCGUCAGAUGAGUCGCUGUCAGUCCAGCUACGCAAUAAAAACCAUCUGAGCCGUGAUCCUGAGGCUGAUCAUGGCAGGUUCCAACUUGAGCUUGAAUGCUCUAAAUUUCCUGUGCCCCACAUCAACGGUAUGAGCCCAGAACUGUCCAUGAACGGCCAUGCUGCUCCCUAUGAAAUUCAUAACACUUUUAGCAGGCCCUCCUCCAAGCAGAACACCCCUCAGUACACGACCUCCCAUCUGGACCAAGAAAUAGUUCCAUGUACUCCAAACCACAACAGCAGACAGAAGGCAGACAAGAUGACGAGCUUGUCCUUACCCGAUUACACCAGGUUUUCCCCUGCCAAAAUAGCACUAAGGAGACACUUGAAUCAAGACCAUGCAGUCAAUGGAAAAGCAACAGCUAAUGAGAUCCAGAGAGUUGACCAUGUAAAAGAGAAUGGCCUUACAUAUCCAAGCCCUGGUAUUAAUGGCAUAAAGCUGAGUCCUCAGGAAACUCGGCCCUCUUCCCCAGCGGCCUUACCCAUUGCAGGCGAGAAGGUUUUGAGAGAGAGAACCUCUGUGAGUAAUGGAGAAACUAUCACCAGCCUACCUAUCAGUAUUCCUCUCAGCACAGUGCAGCCCAAUAAACUCCCUGUUAGUAUCCCUCUGGCCAGCGUAGUCCUACCUAGCCGUGUUGAGAAGGUGAGAAGCACACCUAGCCCAGUUCAUCAGAAUAGAGACUCAUCGACACUUGAAAAGCAGAUUGGUGCUAGUUCUCAUAAUGGUGUAAGCAAUGCUGCUGGAAACAAGCCACUGGCUUUGGCUACCUCAGGACAUGUAAAACAAUCCCCUUCCAACAAGCACAGUGCUCUGCCCCCGAGCGCUCGGCUGGACUGUGGCCAAGCACACGCGCAGGAUGGGAAGAAGCGAGGGCGGCGGAAGAGAUCUUCUACCGGGAAUCCCAGCGGGAACUCCGGGGUCUCCCCGAAACGCAAAUCCUUACCUACUGUGUCGGGACUCUUUACGCAGCCAUCGGGGUCACCACUCAACAUUAACUCCAUGGUCAAUAACAUUAACCAGCCUUUAGAAAUAACAGCCAUUUCCUCUCCUGAAAACUCCCUGAAGAACUCUCCUGUUCCUUACCAGGACAAUGACCUGCCCCCGGUACUGAAAAAGGAAAAGCCGCUCGUUCAGACCAACGGCGUUCACUACUCCCCUCUAACGUCCGAUGAAGAGCAGGGAUCUGAAGAUGAGCACAACAGCACCAGAAUUGAGAGGAAAAUUGCAACGAUAUCGCUGGAGAGCAAAUCUCCACAGAAGACUGUUGAAAACGGCGGCAAUUUACCCGGGAGGAAACAAGCACAAACCAACGAGAACAUGAACAGCAGUAAAUGGAAAUCUACUUUCUCACCAAUAUCCGACAUCAACCUGACCAAAACCACGGACAGUCCCUUGCAGUCGGCUUCAUCCCUGAGCCAGAACUCGCUCUUCGCCUUUCGGCCGCCCGCUGAGGAUAGCCUAGCCAUUGACUCCAAGAUCACAGCACACGCGAGGAAAAGCAUUGCCAUGCCCUCCUCUGGGGCCGAGGGGCUCAGCCCGAGCACAAACUCCACUAAUGGGUUCACGUACAACGGUGGACUGUCAGCAGACCUGGGUUUACACAGCUUUAUUGACGGUGCUUCUCUUCCGCAUAAGACUUCGGACGUGACUUCCAACUGCUCCCUGGGGUUUCAGUCACAGCGAAGCAAAGAUGUGGGGGUGUCGGAAACAAACCCGUUUUUGAACAAGAGGCAACUCGAAGGCCUCAGCAGCACGAAAGGAGAAGACUUAAAUCGGUCAGGGGGCAAAAACAAAGAGAUCAGCGAAAUAAGCAUCCGUACUGGGGGUUCUUCGGAAAAAAACUCUCUGCAGCAUAACGGAAAGGUCGGCAAAGGAAGGGACCGAGAUGUGGAGUUCAAAAACGGCCACAACCUUUUCAUUUCUGCUGCUGUUUCAUCUGGUGGCCUUCUGAAUGGUAAAAGCCUUUCGACUGCUGUUUCUUCAGCAGGCAACCCAGCAUCUUCUGUUCAGCCGCACCAUCCUUUCCUAAACGCUCUGACCACUGGAUCACAGUUCCCCCUGGGCCCCAUGGCCUUGCAAGCAAACCUCAACUCAGUGACAAAUUCCUCAGUAUUGCAGUCCUUAUUUAAUUCAAUGCCAGCUGCUGCCAGUCUGGUCCACGUGUCAUCAGCUGCAACCAGACUGACUAAUUCUCACACUAUGGGGAACUUCUCUCCUGGGGUUACAGGUGGAACAGUUGGAGGUAUUUUUAACCAUGCGGUGCCUUCUGCCUCCUCUCCUCAUCAAUUCGGAGCCAGUUUCAGCAGCAGUGCUGUCUCUAGCAGCACCGUGCUAAGCUUAAACCCUCUGCAGGCUGUUGCCAGCACCUCAGCCCCAUCCUUCCCGUCCCCCUCCUCUAAUUUAGUAACAUCUAGCGAGAAUAGAUCUGCUCAGCAGCUCAACAGAGCGCCGGUGCAGUCUGUCUUUCAUCCCCCGCCGCCUCCUAACGUCUCGUUGCCUCCUCCUCCUCCAUUACUCGCUGCUAACCCUGAGCCUGCGCUGCUGCAGGCCCUGCCCUCCAUCCCCCCCGGCGAAGCCUUUUUGCCAUCCUCUUCUGCUGCUUCUGUCCAACCUGCUAACGCUUCUUUGUCCUUUAAGCUAACCUCUCUGCAGCACAAACCCUCCCGCCCUUCCUUUACCGUCCACCACCCGCCUCUGCCCCGCGUGGCGCUGGCACAGACCGCGCCGGCCAUCGCGCCGGCCAACGCAGCCGGCACCUCCGCUAUGUGGGUUACACUUGGCAUGCAGCCUCCUUAUGCUUCGCACCUUUCUGGGGUUAAGCCGCGAUAAAGAGCUUGCUUAGCUAACAGUUCUUAUUUUGUAAGGUAAGGCUAGAGAAAAAACAGCAGGAGUUGUGUGCGAGAUGCUCACUGACGCUUCUUCCUUUGCAGAGAUAGGGUGGGAAC